Mytilus trossulus (common blue mussel) is the source of this 498-nucleotide messenger RNA. RefSeq lists its product as uncharacterized. NCBI's taxonomy places the organism in Eukaryota, Metazoa, Mollusca, Bivalvia, Mytilida, Mytilidae. Gene Ontology annotation, molecular function: single-stranded RNA binding. Gene Ontology annotation, cellular component: ribonucleoprotein complex. Gene Ontology annotation, biological process: retrotransposition. The record is from RefSeq and is a predicted model, not a curated record. The transcript has a single exon. Bases 1 to 498 code for a protein of 165 amino acids.
AUGCGUGUUGCCAUGCCUGCAACCGGAACAGGAUCUUCCGAUGUUUCUGAUACCAAACAACCUGAAAAUACGGAAGAAAAACUUCAAACAUUUUUAACAAAUGAACUUGGAAUCGAAAACAAUAUUCCGUUUCACGUGGUACAUAGACUAAAACCGCGCCGAGAUAGAGGUCCGAGGGGAAUCGUUGCCAAAUUUGAAAAAAGAAAGGACCGCGAAUUGGUGAUGGCGGCUGCAAGAGAAAGAUUUAAAGAAAGGGACACUCAGUUUCGUGUCCAUGAACAAUUCCCAGCGGAAGUUAUUCAGAGAAGACGUGAAUUGGUGCCGAUCAUGAAGGAUGCAAGACAAAAAGGACACGUUGCACAUUUACGUGAUGAUAAACUGUUUAUCGACAACAAGAGAUUCUUCCCGCAUCCACCACCACAAAUGCCACCUAGACCACCGUUCCAAAACCAGCGACCCAUGGAGCAAAGACCACCUCCUCCUUUUCCUGGUGCAUAG